AAGCUCGCUCGCUCGCUCGGCUCGACUCGACCGUCUGGCUGACUGUUACUGCUGCCUCUGCUGCUUAUGCCUCUCUCAGUACACGACGACCGUUCGCCGCGUCAGACACACAUUUAGCCGCCGAAAGUAUAUAUCACGCCGCUUCUCUCUCUGUAUAUCCAUUGCAUUGUCGUAUUCACUCGUCCGACUCCCGCACGACGAGCGACGACGACGUUGACGACGGCCCUCUCAGCCUCGCUUCACGUCCUGCGUACCCAACAUACGGAGGAGUCACAGGGACCCAUCCUACCUACUACUACUACUUCAGCGAAUAUUUAAAGUGAGAUCGUGGUGAGAACGUGGUAGUAUACACGUACGAACAAUAUAACGCCGCUGCACACGCGUUUAUAUAUAAUCCAGUAUAUAUAAAAGGCGCGCGCGCGCGAGCCCGAUACGCACGCGGUUGCUGCAAUAUCACCGUCACGCUCGCCCGCUAGCAAGCUCUAGCACGAGAGCUCCGCUGCCAGUGCUCAAAGGAGCUUGCAACACUCGCCUUCGACGAGUAUUCUGCUUUAAGAUACUUCUUUGAGGAUCAAGUAAAAAACCAACGACAGCAACAUGGCAGCAUUUGUGGCGAAACAGAUGGUCGGCAAUAAGCUGAACGCCGUAAAAGGGGCGGUAGGCGGCGAAGGCGGUGACGAAGAUGACAAGGAGAAGGAAGAAGAGGCAGAGAGGGAGAGGCAGGAGGCCAUCCGAGAAGCCGAGGAGCGGCGAAAGGAGAAGCACCGAAAGAUGGAGGAAGAGCGAGAAAAGAUGCGCCAGGAGAUCAGAGACAAGUACAACAUAAAGAAAAAAGAGGAGGUGCAAGAGAUACAGCAAGAGGAGCCGAAUCCGCUUAUGCGCAAGAAAAAGACGCCCGAAGAGCUGGCAGCCGAGGCCGAGGCGGAGGACGAGGACGAAUUGACGAAAUUGAAAAACACGAUAACGACGCAGGUUGAAGAACUGAAAACGCAAAUCGAAGGCAAGUGCAGCCUGCAAUGAGUCCAGCCGCUUGUUCAGCAGCGCUCGUGCAAAACAGCAGCAACAGCAGCAGCAAUAGCAGCAACAGCAGCACCAACAGCAGUAGUUAAAACCUCCUCCUGCCAUCGCCGCAAGCUCACGACAAUGACGACGACGACAUCGCUGAAGAUUAGGUACAUCAGUGUCGGAGCUAAUUAGUUAUAGAAUGCGCGAGAUGAAGUUAAUAGUUAAAAAAAAAUUGAUAUUAAAUAAAUGAACACACCGACACGUUACACAAAAGCACUCGACCCUAUAAUGUAAUAAUUAAUCUAGAGCGACUCUUCAAGAGGAUUAAAUUCAUCUUGCAACAGAGGAGGAGAGACCAUCGAUGCGGCACACGACCCAAACAAGCUUUAUCCAUUUUUGCAGAGACAUGCGGAUCGCUUCGUUCGUCAAAUAAAAUAAUGAAAAAUAAAUUUAAAAAAAAACUCAAGUGCCAUUUCGACAAGUUUAAGCAAAACAAAAACAAGAGAAUAGCGAAGAGUAUUAACGAAGAAACUGAAAAAAAUAGUAAUAAUUUGUGGUAUUUGAGGCAAUGUUAGAAAAAAAAACGUUACAAUAAAUUAGUUGUCACCCAAAUGUUAUUCGAUUAGAAAAAAAAACGACCUGCACUUAUAAAAAAAAUGUUGUUACACCCGCGCGCAGUCGUAGAAAUGCUUUGCUUCGACCGAGGGGAUUAUAACAUUAUUUAAGAACUAACGAAACGACAUCUUGUUAUGAUGACUAAAUCCAUAUGCGACGACAAAGAAAAAACAAAUAAAUGACGAUUAACCAUGUAUAUAUUAUAAAAAAAAAGUAAUUACGCGUUCACACGCUAUAAACAAAUUGUAAUCGCCACCGGCCACGAAGAGACAAACUUCGUUUAUGCCAAAAAAAAGUGAAUGCUGCAAAUUUAUAAAGACAAAAAAUAAUUAGCCAUUAAGUUUCUAUAGUGAUGGAGGAUAAUGAACAUUUUAGAAGAAAACGAACAGGUGCGCAACACACAGUAACGAAGCUAUUAUGAUAACGUAUUAUACAUAGUUGCUAGGUGCGAAUCGAAUUAUAAAUAUUAUUACACGGGAGGAAGAGAAGACGUCACAUUAGCGUUAAAUAAAAAAGUGUGAUAGCUGUUUCGGUAAUAUAAUAUAUUUCAAGCAUUAUCAGUAACUAACGAAAAGAGAUGAAAUCAGCAAGUGAAUGCAAAUUGUUCUUUUCAACUUGUGUGUUUGUGUUUUACUUGUAUAUACAUAAGUUACAUAAAAACCAGACUACGUGUGUCAGUAACUUUUAUUUUUCCCCCUACAAAUGUGGUUCGUUGUUCUUACAAUUAUGACUGUAAGUAUUAUUGCUAUUAUAAAAAAAAAAGAAAAAAAAAAGAUAAACGGAUUUAACCCACUGUGAGAUAAA
Messenger RNA from Trichogramma pretiosum, 2424 nucleotides. It is a transcript of the gene cpx, whose product is annotated as complexin. The transcript has 6 exons. Lineage: Eukaryota; Metazoa; Arthropoda; Insecta; Hymenoptera; Trichogrammatidae. Gene Ontology annotation, biological process: neurotransmitter transport; synaptic vesicle exocytosis; regulation of neurotransmitter secretion. The record is from RefSeq and is a predicted model, not a curated record. Gene Ontology annotation, molecular function: syntaxin binding. Gene Ontology annotation, cellular component: terminal bouton; SNARE complex. Bases 598 to 1020 code for a protein of 140 amino acids.